UUGUCCCUUCAAUAGUUCUUUAUGAUGAUCGCGGUUUACAGAUUUAUGACCAGCUUACUUAUACUGACGAAUAUUAUUUGACUAAUUUCGAAAUCAAUAUUUUGAAUAAGAAAGUUGACCAAAUCACAGAUUACAUCGCCUCGGACAGCACUGUGAUCGAACUCGGUGCUGGGUAA
Molecule: messenger RNA, 176 nt
Organism: Racocetra fulgida
Lineage: Eukaryota; Fungi; Glomeromycota; Glomeromycetes; Diversisporales; Gigasporaceae
Source: the annotation of a GenBank genome assembly